UGGGCGCGGCGAGAGCCGCGGAGUUCAAGUAUAAAGUGCGAGGGGAAGGUGGAGCCCAGCCGGUGCCGACCCUAUCCCUAGAGGCAGCGCUCCUCAGGCGGCCCCCGCCCUGUCGUGCCCUCGCCUUAGGGCUGCGCCGCUCCCCUGGGGCGGCAGCGCGGAGCGGUUGGUAAAGGCGGGCAGUUCAAACCCAAGCGAGGGAAAGCGGCCGCGGCCGCACGCGGGGAGCCGGUGUGGGUGGAGAGAAGCGAAGCGGCUUUUCACUAAGGGCAACGGGCCCCGAAGCCGGGCGGCGAGCUGCGGAGGCGGCAGGAUCCCCGCCUUCCCCAGCCAGCUGGCCGGGAGGGCAGCCUCGCCCUUUUUCUCAGGGAGCCCUGCCGACCUCCUCAGCUGCUCUCGGUGGUGGGGGCCUCUGGGGUCGGUUUCUUCUGCCCAGCGGUGUGCUAGAUGAGGCGGUGAAGCUGUGGCUUUGUUCGUGUCCAGCAGCCCAGGUGACUGAGAGAACUCCCUCACCCCGACACUGCUCCCUAGGUAGCUUCAGUUAUCCUCAUCUCUGGUUGUCGGUAAGGAAUUAAAUAGUAAUUUGCAUUCAUUACAUUUGCUGUGGAGGAUCUCCAAUUGCUUCACAAAUUAGGGACGGACAGUGACAAAUAAGGACAGAAAACAUUUUGUUAGAGGCAGGUUUGUACGGUGUGCAUUACCAAGGAAUAGUUAAAGUGCAAAGCAGAAGAUGUCAGAUAAUCAUUCAGUAACGUUCAAUAUUAUUAAAAGGAACAGGCUAACAUCUCCCAGCAGCAGUUUUCAGUGCUCCAGUUUUAAAGACGCUCGUUCCACUUCGGUAUUUCUGGACAGCGGAUGCAAUGAGUCAGUAAAAGAUCCUGAUGCAGAACACAAAGAAACACCGAGAGCAACAAGUUCAUCUUUGCUACAAGAGCAUUCUGACCGUAUUCAUCCAAAUGCCCUCUGUUCUGUGUCAUCUAUUGAAAAUGAAAUGAAUUCUAUCUCCUUAUCAGAGAGAAGAGAAGCAAAUAGGAGUACAUAUUUUUUUGAAACUCCGAAAGCGGGUAGAAAAGGCUCCUCAUUACGCAGGAGACUGCUUUUAUCGAAGGCUGGUGCAGCUGUAGGAAGCUGUGAAAAACAAGGUAGUUCUUCAGGGAGCAGCAGGAAAAAGCUAUUCCCUUCUGUUCUUAGCUCUGAAGAAAACCUCUCACAAACUGCCUCAGACUCUUCAAAAGAGAAAAGUUGCGACACCCUAAGAGGUAGCUCUGCAGAAACUGAGGGCUCCAGUCCCGAUUGCCCCAAACGGCGACUAUCCUUCUCACAACAAAGGACUUCUACACUAGAUGAGUCCAAAUGUAAGGAUCCCUUAUUGCUGGAAACUGAAUGUUUUUCUCCAAUUGAGCGUAAGGAUGUUACUGUUAGUAACACUAAUGAAUACAGUGACAGUGUCCUUAGGAGUGUUAGUGAGGGGUUGCUUCAGACUCCUACAUACAGUGUGUUACCUGAGGCCAGUGAUAGCAAGAUCCUGACUUCUGUUGAUAGUCUUGUAGAGAACUUUAACUUUGAGCUGUGUGAUAGAAACAAUCCCUCUGUUAAGCUGGCAAGUUACCCAAAUAUUUCAACACCUGAGGAUAGCGGAUAUAAUUCACUUCAUCUGGACAAGUCAGGAGACUCAUUGUCUGAUCAUGAGGGUUCUUAUCAAGAGAUCUUUCGAAAACGCAAAGAGGGUUCCAAAAUUCUGGAUAUUAAAAAAAAGGCAAGAAAACUUGAACGAGUUAGAAGGUUAUCAACUCUUCGGGAGCAGGGCUCACAGUCAGAGACAGAAGAUCAUCAUGGCAGUCCUUCUAAUUCAGCACAUAUGUUAGCGGAAGAAAGCUUUGUCACAGAAGACCGUGAAUUAGUUUUAAAGGAACAGACUAGUGAAGACUUAACUGUAAAUUAUGGAGAUCUCUCAAGAACUCCAGCUCUGCAAAUAGUCCAUGAAAUUUGCUUGCAAAGACAAAGAUCAGAUAAAAAUCAAGUAUCAAAGAAUGUAGAUGGAACACAAAUAGUUGCAUUAGAACAUGUUCUUGCUGGACUUAUUGGCAAGAAAAUGGGCCUUGAAAAAUUAGAUAUUUUAACUGAAUUAAAAUACAGAAAUUUAAAACAUGUUCUUGCUAUUGUUUUAGAUGCUUCGACAGUGGAAAGUCUGUGCAGCAUUUGGAAAGUAAGCAAAAACUGGCGUGAAAUCAUUGUGCAGGAUAAAAGUGCAGAUAGGAGGAGGAAGUUGUACAUAAAACAGCUGAAAGAAGAAGCUGAGGAAUAUUUAUUGAAAGCUGAAGAUGCUGCCACAAGACUUAAUGUUAUCAACAGAUCUGCUCUAAGGCCAGUUCAAGCUCAAGCCAGAACUCCUGUACUACAAACGCCACCCUCUUACACUGAACUUACGCCCAGGAGAUGCAAUUCUGUUCCCCAGUCAACCAGUAGACGGGAAGAAUACAUAAAAGUUGCUAAAACUCUGUUCACUGAUGAAGCUCUAAAACCCUGUCCAAGAUGUCAAUAUCCUGCAAAGUAUCAGUUGGUAAAGAAAUGGGGGCUUUGUAGCAGAGAGGCCUGUGCAUUUGAGUUCUGUAUUUUAUGUCUGCAUGCUUUCCACGGGUCUAAAGAAUGUAAUAGUUUAUCAGCAAAACAGAAGAACAAAAAAGAUGCUCCUCCAGGAAGUGCCCAAAGCAAAAGAAAUUUAAAAAGACUCUAAAUUUUUAAGGCAUGCAACUCCUUACAUUUCAUACCUUUUUCCCUUCUUCCGAAAUAGUGACAUCCUGCAGUCUAAUUUCAUGUGUUUUUUCUUAUCAAGAUAACUUCACAUGUAUAUACAUUAAUUCAGUGUAUUUUUCUUUUUGAAAAAAGUGAAUAUUUUAAAAACAUUGUCUUGUUUUACCUGUCAUAUAGUAGCUAAGCACUUACUAACAUCUUAAUUAUUCAAUAAAGUAUCUUAAAUGUAAACUUCAAUAUCUAGCUUACAGCAUCUCAUAGGUGUUUAAAAAUGCAAUUCUUGUCUUAAUGACAAAUUAAAGAAGAUGUUUUUUAAAGAAUAUUUUUGGAGAUUUAUUUAUUGUUCACUAACAGAUUUUUAAAAGAUUUACUUUAAAAGUUGCACCUUAAAGUACGUAUGCAAGAAAUACUUCUACCUAUAUCAAUGGUGAUACCUCAAAAACAACGUGGUAGUUGUCUGAAUUUUAUGUCUGCAUAAUUAGAAUAGUAAUUCUGUUGUUAGACUCCAUAGUGCAAGUCAGUAGAAGAGUCAUCUAAAUCGAGGUGCUGCUUCACUGAUGUUCUGUUCUACUGGUUUUUAUAGUGUUCUGUUUACCUGAAAACUUCAGGUGACACAGUAUGUAUCACAUAUCUAAAUAAGGUGUCGCAUUACUCUGUUCUUGUGAAUUUAGGCUAUAUACUUAGAGAGGUAUUACUUCAGCUUCUAGAUACUGGUCAUCUUCAUAUUUUUGCUUGCAUUAAAGGAUAGAAAUUAUCCUUUCUCCUCUCUUAGACUUAAUAAAGAGAAUUCACUGAUUUUGCACUUGAGCUAAAUAUAUUGACCCUCUGCAGAAAAAUAAUUCAAUCUUCCUCCCAGACAUCAAAUUUUGAAUAAAUACAGACAACAGAAGACAAUACUACUUACUUGAUG
Molecule: messenger RNA, 3661 nt
Organism: Numida meleagris (helmeted guineafowl)
Lineage: Eukaryota; Metazoa; Chordata; Aves; Galliformes; Numididae
Gene: FBXO43
Product: F-box protein 43
Exons: 7
Coding region: 731-2734 (667 amino acids)
Biological process (GO): regulation of mitotic nuclear division; negative regulation of meiotic nuclear division
Cellular component (GO): nucleus
Source: RefSeq, a predicted model, not a curated record